UGUGUCUGUCCCAUCCCCCCGCAGAUGUUAUCUCUCACUCAGCAGUGUAAAUACUAACUCGUGAUCGUCUCACACCCGAUCCUCAGACCGACGUCAAGACUCUACUCUGUAAUAAUAAACUCAUGUCCUAUAUGAUAGAAUGGUAUAGUUCUCAUCCGGCUGUGACUGCGUCGUUGCGGACGGUUUGAGUCGAAAUUGACUGUUCUAUACGGUAACUCCAUCAGAGCAGCUACCAUAAUGGAAAAGAAAGACAGAUUCAUCCCACUGCGCUUUUCAGUUGUCUGUAUGGUCACACUGACAGUGAGCUUAUGUGUGCCGCCGUUAGCUGCCAAUAGUGUUAACCUGACUGUAUCACCUCAAGAUAUGACUAUUGAACAUGGCACACCAGAUGAAUUCUUUCUGAGGUCAAACAUUAACUUGAAUGAAACGGCACUCGUCAACCUUUACAGUACAAACUAUUCUAUUGCAGCUACUGAAGAACAAGUCGAGUUACCACCAAAUGACACAUCUACUAAAGUCAGAGUAAACAUUCUCACUAAUUCAAGCUCACAAGUAGGAAAGGCUAUAAUCACUUUGAACUCUACAACUACACAACUUGGAAAUUUGUCUAGUGUGUUUGUACGGAUACAGGUGGUUGACAGCCUUGCCCUUAAUGUUGUUAUCAUUGUUGUCGGAUGGAUUUAUUUUGCUGCAUGGACUGUCUCCUUCUACCCUCAAGUACUUCUUAAUCACAAAAGAAAAAGUGUAAAAGGGCUCAAUUUUGAUUUUUUGACAUACAACCUUAUUGGCUUCACUGCAUAUGGCAUCUUCAAUGUUGGGAUGUUUUGGAUCCCACAAGUUAAGGAAGAAUACCAUAGAAAAAACCCAUUUGGGGUGAAUCCAGUAUUACUGAAUGAUGUUGUGUUUACUCUCCAUGCCAUUGCAAUAACAGCGGUCACAAUCUUCCAGUGCCUUAUUUAUGAUAGAGGUGGCCAGCGAGUGUCAGUGGUGUGUAAAGUAUUAUGUGCCGUGGCAGGGUUGUUUACAGUCAUCACUCUCAUCAUCACAGUUGCAUCUGGUGAAAAGCUCAUAUCAUGGCUGAUGUUCCUCUACUAUUUUUCUUACAUCAAGCUUGUUGUUUCAAUCAUCAAAUACGUACCUCAGGCAUGGAUGAACUACAAAAGAAAAAGCACUUAUGGCUGGAGUAUAGGUAAUGUGUUACUAGACUUCACUGGUGGUUCCUUCAGCCUGGUGCAGAUGUUUUUGUUGGCCUACAACAACAAUGACUGGAGUUCUAUUUUUGGUGAUCCUACAAAGUUUGGCUUGGGCUUCUUUUCCAUUCUGUUUGACGUGCUGUUCAUUGUUCAACACUACAUUCUGUAUCGAGGCAACACUCCCGAUUCUGAAGAAUCUGAAGAUGAUAAAGACAAGGGUACUGAGAAAGAAAAUCUUGUAAAGGGUGUAAAUAAUUCAAAUUAAUAUAAUUUUAUUUGGUUAAGGAUUAUGUAAGAUUAUAAGACAUUUGACUUAGUAGGGAAAUCUAAGUAAGUUUCUCAAUUUAAUUUUAAUACCUUUUAUCGUUUGAAGAAAAUCAUUCAACUAGAUUUAUUUCAAUAAUUAUAUAACAAAUUUGAUGUUCCGUUCACCAUUAUUCGUUCCGUUCACCAUUUAUUUUUCGAUCCAUCCAGAGUAAAAACAUCACUGCGUGCGCGUGUCGUUGGUAACGCAGCAAUGUUACUGCAAGCAUAGAUAUAUGAUAUAAUACCAAGGUAUUUUGGUUACUUUUGAUGUUUCAUCACUGUAUACUAACAUACCCCACCAUGAAGGCAUGAGU
This is a messenger RNA of Asterias rubens (European starfish), 1813 nucleotides long. Its product is annotated as cystinosin-like. Gene Ontology annotation, biological process: L-cystine transport. Bases 238 to 1458 code for a protein of 406 amino acids. The record is from RefSeq and is a predicted model, not a curated record. The transcript is spliced from 9 exons. Gene Ontology annotation, cellular component: lysosomal membrane. Gene Ontology annotation, molecular function: L-cystine transmembrane transporter activity. Lineage: Eukaryota; Metazoa; Echinodermata; Asteroidea; Forcipulatida; Asteriidae.